AAAGAUAAAAAGCAAAAAAACGGUGGCAGUAACAGUAGUAGCAGGAGCACCAGAGGCAUGGACAAAAGCCGGAACACACGUGAUGAAAGCUAGUACACACAUCACAAAUUAUCAGUGGCUUUCUUUUUUCUUCUCAAGCUCGAGCUGUAUUCACAUCUCUCUCAUUUUUGUCUCGAAGCAAUCAUUCAAAGAAACAGACAACCACCACCGGGUCUUUCACAGUCUCUCUCUCCAUUUCUAUUAAAGCAGAGCUUGCGGGCUGCUUUUCUUUUCUAUCUCUUUUCUCUCUGCUGCUUCUCUCAAAUUCAGGGAUGAACAUGAAGAUGAAUACUGUUGUUCUUUUUCUUCUGUGUCUUUGCCAUGCUUCCAUGGCAACGACUCAGAAACAGGACAAGAAAACUUACAUUGUUCACAUGGCCAAAUCCCAGAUGCCGGCCAGUUUCGAACAACAUGUUCACUGGUACGAUUCGUCUCUCAAAUCGGUUUCCGGUUCAGCUCAAAUGCUUUAUUUCUAUGACAAUGCUAUUCAUGGGUUUUCAACUCGCUUAACCCCUGAAGAAGCUGAGUUACUCGAGAACCAACCUGGGAUUCUCUCUGUGUUGCCCGAGUUAAGAUACGAGUUACACACCACUCGUUCACCUGAGUUUCUCGGACUCGACAAAAGUGCUGAUAUGUUCCCCCAGUCUGACUCAGUUGGUGAUGUCAUUAUUGGUGUUUUGGACACCGGUGUUUGGCCGGAAAGCAAGAGCUUUGCCGAUACGGGACUCGGUCCGGUACCGGCUACUUGGAAAGGCCAGUGUGAAUCGGGUACCAAUUUCACCUCUGCAAAUUGUAACCGGAAAUUAAUUGGCGCUAGAUUCUUCGGGAAUGGCUACGAGGCCACAUUAGGCCCAAUCGAUGAAUCCAAGGAAUCUAAAUCGCCAAGAGACGAUGAUGGCCACGGCACUCACACUGCAUCAACGGCGGGUGGUUCGGUGGUGGAAGGCGCAAGUCUUUUCGGUUAUGCAGCCGGGACGGCGCGUGGAAUGGCUACUCACGCUAGAGUUGCUGUGUACAAGGUUUGCUGGCUUGGCGGUUGCUUUAGUUCUGAUAUUUUAGCCGCCAUGGAUAAGGCCAUUGCAGAUGGCGUUAAUGUUCUUUCAAUGUCACUUGGCGGAGGAAUGUCCGAUUAUUAUAAGGAUAGUGUGGCUAUUGGAGCUUUUGCAGCUAUGGAGAAAGGAAUACUUGUUUCUUGCUCAGCUGGAAAUGCAGGUCCAACUUCUUAUAGUUUAUCAAAUGUAGCUCCUUGGAUAACUACUGUAGGGGCUGGCACUCUGGAUCGUGAUUUCCCUGCUUUUGUUAGUCUUGGCAAUGGAAGAAAUUAUUCUGGAGUGAGUUUAUUUAAAGGAAGUAAUUUGCCUGGAAAGCUUUUACCUUUUGUAUAUGCAGGUAAUGCUAGUAAUUCCACAAAUGGGAAUUUAUGUAUGAUGGAUUCUUUAAUACCAGAAAAAGUUGCAGGCAAGCUAGUGUUAUGUGAUCGUGGAGUUAAUGCUAGAGUUCAAAAAGGAGCUGUAGUGAAAGAAGCUGGUGGUCUGGGGAUGGUUUUAGCUAAUACAGCUGCUAAUGGUGAAGAAUUAGUAGCUGAUGCUCACUUGUUACCAGCUACUUCUGUUGGUCAAAAAAAUGGGGAUUUAAUUAAAAGUUAUCUGUCAUCAGAUUCAAACCCAACUGCUACAAUUCUUUUUGAAGGCACCAAAGUUGGAAUUCAGCCAUCUCCAGUUGUUGCAGCUUUUAGCUCAAGAGGGCCUAAUUCAAUUACACCAGAUAUUCUCAAGCCAGACCUAAUAGCCCCAGGUGUUAACAUUUUAGCAGGAUGGUCUGGUUCAGUUGGUCCUACUGGGCUAUCAACAGAUCCAAGGCGUGUGGAGUUCAACAUUAUUUCAGGAACUUCAAUGUCUUGUCCUCAUGUUAGUGGUCUAGCUGCUCUGCUUAAGGCUGCACAUCCAGAUUGGAGUCCAGCAGCUAUUAGAUCAGCUUUAAUGACUACAGCUUAUGUAGCUUAUAAAAAUGGACAGAAACUGAAAGAUACUGCUAGUGGGAAAGACUCUACUCCGUUUGACCAUGGUGCAGGACAUGUUGAUCCAGUAUCAGCCCUUGAUCCGGGGCUCGUUUACGAUCUAACAUCCGAGGACUACUUAAGUUUCCUCUGCGCGUUAAAUUACACAGCAUCACAAAUCACUAGCCUUGCAAGAAGAAGAUUCAGUUGCGAUUCGAAUAAGAAGUAUAGUUUGAAUGAUUUUAACUAUCCUUCUUUUGCUGUUAACUUUGAUACUACACAAAUGAUCAAUGGUGGUUCUAGUGUUGCUAAAUACACACGAACACUUACCAAUGUGGUUGGUGCGGGGACUUAUAAGGCUUCAAUUUCAGGUCAGCUUACGGGAGUUAAAAUUUCAGUUAAUCCUCAAGUGUUGAACUUUAGCCAAGCAAAGGAGAAGAAAACUUUUACUGUUACUGUAACUGGAAGUUCAUUGCCAAUUAAUACUAACGCGUUUGCUCGUUUAGAGUGGAGUGAUGGGAAACAUGUUGUUGGUAGUCCAAUAGCAGUUAGCUGGACUUAGCCCAAGAAGAAGAAGCAUAUGAAAUAGGAGAAGUUGGGUUUUUAAUUUGCUCCUUCUCGAAGAGAGGAGUGGAUUAGAUAAGUUGUUAGUUUUAAAAUUCUAUGAAUGUCAUAUUAAUUUGUUUAUAUCCAGGAAAUAAUGGAAGGCUGGAUUAGUGUUUGAUGUUGUUCUCUGAGAAAGAAAACAAGAAAAGACCAUGAAAAAGAAAAGGCAAUGUGUGGAGAUGUUUUCUUUCUUAGUGUACAGUUUUAUUUACAUUUUAGUAUUUGUAUUGCUAUGCUUGAUUAGUAGAUUUCUCAAGAUUUCACUUUUUUUGUGUUAAAGAUUUCUCUGAGACAAGUUUAAUUUAAUAUUAAGCUACUUUUA
Molecule: messenger RNA, 2963 nt
Organism: Jatropha curcas
Lineage: Eukaryota; Viridiplantae; Streptophyta; Magnoliopsida; Malpighiales; Euphorbiaceae
Gene: ARA12
Product: Subtilase family protein
Biological process (GO): proteolysis
Molecular function (GO): serine-type endopeptidase activity
Source: RefSeq, a predicted model, not a curated record